This is a messenger RNA of Cervus elaphus (red deer), 3753 nucleotides long. It is a transcript of the gene PTPN22, whose product is annotated as protein tyrosine phosphatase non-receptor type 22. The record is from RefSeq and is a predicted model, not a curated record. Bases 135 to 2537 code for a protein of 800 amino acids. Lineage: Eukaryota; Metazoa; Chordata; Mammalia; Artiodactyla; Cervidae. Gene Ontology annotation, molecular function: non-membrane spanning protein tyrosine phosphatase activity. The transcript has 21 exons. Gene Ontology annotation, biological process: positive regulation of protein K63-linked ubiquitination; peptidyl-tyrosine dephosphorylation; positive regulation of defense response to virus by host. Gene Ontology annotation, cellular component: cytoplasm; nucleus.
AGUCAGUAAACCACAGCCUUCAACAUGCUCUGCUCAAGCGGCUGCAGUGGCUUCUCAGUGCUGUCUCGGCCAUGACACACAUCUGACAUGCCCUCCCUUAACCCACUCGUAGACUGUCUCUCUUCUCCUGCAGCAUGGACCAAAGAGAAAUUCUGCAGAAGUUCCUGGAUGAGGCACAACACAGGAAAAGUAACAAAGAGGAGUUUGCUAGUGAAUUUCUGACGCUGAAAAGACUAUCCGCCAAAUAUAAGGCAGAUAAAACCUAUCCCACAACCGUGGCUGAGAGGCCCAAGAAUAUCAAGAAAAACAGAUAUAAGGAUAUUUUGCCUUAUGACCAUAGCCUAGUAGAACUGUUCAUGAUAACCUCUGAUGAGGAUUCCAGCUACAUCAAUGCCAACUUCAUUAAGGGAGUUUAUGGACCCAAGACUUAUAUUGCCACCCAGGGACCUUUGCCUACAACUAUCCUGGACUUCUGGAGGAUGAUUUGGGAAUACAGCAUCCUGAUCAUUGUUAUGGCAUGCAUGGAGUUUGAAAUGGGAAAGAAAAAAUGUGAGCGCUACUGGGCUGAACCAGGAGACACGCAACUGCAACUUGGUCCUUUCUCCAUUUCCUGUGAGGCUGAAAAUAGAAAAUCUGAUUAUACAAUCAGGACUCUAAAAGCCAAGUUCAAUAGUGAAACUCGAACCAUCUAUCAGUUCCAUUAUAAGAAUUGGCCAGACCAUGAUGUGCCUUCAUCUAUAGACCCUAUUCUUGAGCUCAUUUGGGAUGUGCGUUGUUACCAAGACGAUAACAGUGUUCCCAUAUGCAUUCACUGCAGUGCUGGUUGUGGAAGGACUGGUGUUCUCUGUGCUAUUGAUUACACGUGGAUGUUGCUAAAAGAUGGGAUAAUUCCUGAGAACUUCAGUGUUUUUAGUUUGAUCCAGGAAAUGCGAACACAGAGGCCUUCAUUAGUUCAAACUCAGCAACAGUAUGAGCUGGUCUACAAUGCGGUAUUAGAACUAUUUACGAGACAGAUGGAUGUUAUCAGGGAUAAACACUCCGGAACAGAGAUUCAAGCAAAGGAUUCAGUUUUUGAGCAAAAUCCCAACCUAAAAGCAAAACCUUAUUCUCCUAACUUAGCAAAAAGUACCAUAAAAGAAGCAAAAGUGAUGAACCAACAGAGCAAAGGAAGGAUAAGGGUGAAAAGUGCAGAAGCUUCUUCCUUUGACCUCAGGACUUCUGAAAUAAAUGAAAAGGAAGGGUUAGUCAUGCACCCUGCUAAACAGAGCAGUUCUUUAGAGUUUUUGGAACUGAACUGUGGUUGUAACAAAAAUGCUGACACAACCAUGAAAUGGGAGACAAAGGUGUUCCCAAUAGCUGGGAAGCCUCUUCAGAAGCAUCAAAGUUUGGACUUGAGUUCCAUUUUGUUUGGAGCAUAUCCUAAAUCUAAACCUGUAAAUGCAGCAGGAAGAUAUUCUAAUUUAAAGGUGCCAAUACUGCGGACCAAAUCAACUCCCUUUGAAUUGAUGCAACAGAGAGACAGCAAAGAGUUGGACAUAAAGGGAAAUUUUUAUUUGGAAUCUCAACCACACAAUUCUUGUCUUGAUCAGCCUCAAAAAGUGAUGCAUGUUGCUUCAGCAGAACUGAAUAUUUCGCCAUCACAUGACUCUAAGCAUCAAACGUGCAAUCCUGCUAAUGCAAAGCAGCAUGACUCUGGUGCUUUUAAUGAGCAUUCUUAUAUGUCUUUAGUAGAAGAUCCUUAUUUUUCAUCAUUGUCUCCAAGUAGUGCUCAUUCUAAGAUGUCUUUUGAUUUACCUCAGAAGCAAGAUGGAAGUGUUUUACCUUGUUCUUCACUGUCAAAAUCCUCUACAACCCUCUUUCCUUAUUACAAUUCACAUGAUUCUUUAACACUGACUACUCUGACCAGUUUUCCCCCACCACUGAACCAAGAGACAGCAGUAGUAGCAACUUCUCCGAGGAUAGACGAUGAAAUCCCUCCUCCACUUCCUGAACGGACACCUGAAUCUUUUAUUGUAGUAGAGGAAGCUGAACUCCCACAGGGUGUUCCCAAAUCUUCAUCUUCACCUGUGAAGGUAAAAACUGGAACGUCACUAGAAUGUAGUGGAACAUCUGAAUCAAAGAAAUCUGACGAUUUGAGUGUAAAACCCCAGAGUCCAAAAUCAGAUCUACAACAAGAUCGUUCUUCUUCCCCACCACCUCCACUGCCAGAGAGAACCUUAGAGUCCUUCCUUCUUGCUGAUGAAGAUUGUACACAGGCUCAAUCUGUAGAGACUUGUUCUACUAGCUGUCCUAACACCAUGGAAAAUUCAACAUCUUCAAAACAGACACUGAAACCUCCUGGAAAGAAUUUUACAAGGAGUAAGAGUUUGAAAAUUUUACGAAAUGUGAAAAAGAGUAUCUGUAAUUCUUCCCCACCAAACAAGCCUGCAGAGACUGCUCAGUCAAGUAACUCCAGCUCCUUUUUGAAUUUUGGUUUUGCAAAUCGUUUUUCAAAACCCAAAGGACCAAGGAAACCACCAUCAACUUGGAAAAUUUAAAACAGCUUUGGAAUAUUGCCUGCAAGUGAAUCUGUAAAUAAAACAAAUAGAAUACUGCUAGCUAAAAUAAAUGUAUAUUCAUAAUAUCAACCAUGAAGAUAUGGUAAUAAUGUUAAUAGCUUUAAAAGAAGACCAAUAUGCAAAUAACUGUCAGAAGUUUUACAUUUCAUCUCAUUUACAUCGGGUUGGAAAGCACACAUAGGAGUUUGUCAUUUAAGCUUAUGUGCAGAGAAUGCUGUAUGACAAAGUUUUGGAAUGGACUUAUUUUUCCUUUUUAGAAGUUAUUUUUAUUCUACUUUACUUUUCUACCUAAAUAUAAACUUAAAAGAUUUGUAAAAAUUUGACCUCAAUUAAAUGUCUACAUUCUCAGAAGUUACUAUAAAAAGUGUUUUGAAAAAUCUUACCUUGUGGUUGCAGUACAAAAUUACUGCUUGUGAAAAUGAUUAUUUCCUGAGAGUUAUUUCUGCCUAAAUGGAGUACACAUCUUUUUCCAAGUGUUGUGGGAAACAAAGUAGUGAGAAAAGAAGUUACACCUAAAGAGAAUAAAAUAUAUACUUAAUGACAGUAAUCAUUUUAAUGACAGUCUUUUGUUUGGAUAUACCAAAUAACAAGAUGUUCAAUUCCUGGUAAGCUUUAGGCAAAGUUGUUCAAUUACCAAAUCUAGAAAAAUAAUCAGCAAAAUAGCAGGGUGGGAAGUGGGAGAGAGGUUCAAGAGGGAAGUGACCAUGCUUACCUAUGGCUGAUUCAUGUAGGGAAGAAAUAAAGACAAUAUUGUAAAGCAAUUAUCCUUCAAUCAAAAAUAAAUAGAGACAAAACAACACAACACAGUAGCUGUAUAAACAUGGUUUAUACAGUAGCAUUUUUUCAUUUCAAAGGUCCUGUAAAACAUGUACAACUUAUAUCCAACUAACCAGAGGUACUACUAGUUAAAAUUUUUUCUAUAUUAAUAUGGAUUUGCCUUAAGAAAGUUGAUCUUUCAAAUCUAAUUGUAUAUAACAAACAAGUUAGUGGGUGAUUAUUACAAAGGAUUCCCCUUGACUAAUAAUGAUUUCACUUAAAAAUUUAUAACUUUAUGAAAAUGAAAUAGACAUUUGUUCUUCAAUAUUGUUCACUAGGAAUCCCAAUGAAGACACACAUCAGAUGAAAUAUUACCUUUUUAUUGUAUAGUGUACUGUAUACAAGAGGUGCUCAAUAAACUUUCUGGUUUUUAAACUAA